Molecule: messenger RNA, 2538 nt
Organism: Alternaria burnsii
Lineage: Eukaryota; Fungi; Ascomycota; Dothideomycetes; Pleosporales; Pleosporaceae
Exons: 4
Coding region: 1-2538 (845 amino acids)
Biological process (GO): pentose-phosphate shunt; carbohydrate metabolic process
Molecular function (GO): 6-phosphogluconolactonase activity
Source: RefSeq, a predicted model, not a curated record
AUGGGCAAGCCUCCGAACCUAUACGCUUUUCAAAGCGCUGCUGAGCUCGCCCCGAGCCUGCGCACCUACGUUCUCGACGCCCAAAACGCUGCGCUCGAGCGCCACCAAGUUUUCCGUGUUGCCGUCUCCGGCGGCUCCCUGCCCAAGACGCUUGCGCAAGCGCUUCUCAAGGAAACCAAUGGCGAGGGAAAGGUACAAUUCGACAAGUGGGAGAUCUUCUACGCCGACGAGCGCGCCGUGCCCCUCGAUCAUGAGGACAGCAACCACAGGCUGGUCAAGGAAGAGCUUCUCGACAAGAUACCGUCUGAGUUGGGAACGCCCAAGGUGUACCCAAUCGACGUCAAGUACCUCGAUGACGUACAAGAACUGGCGGACCAGUACGAAAAGACGCUCGUCAGUGUCUUCGCUGCGCGCGAUAGCGUAAAGCUGCCACUAUUCGACCUGCUCCUGCUUGGCUGCGGACCGGACGGGCACACAUGCAGUCUGUUUCCCGGCUCUGAUCUCCUGCGCGAAUCGGAGGCGUGGGUACUUUCCAUCUCCGACUCUCCAAAGCCACCCCCGAAGCGCAUUACCAUCUCCCUUCCUGUUGCGCAACACGGACUUAAGAUUGGCUUUGUUGCAACUGGCGGGGGAAAGAAGGACAUCAUGCGUCAAAUUUUCGAUACCGACGAGGGUCAACAACUACCAUGCGGUCUGGUGAACCACAAGGGUGGAGACCGAGUUAGCUGGUUUGUCGACUAUGCUGCUAUCGAGGGUGUUUCUUUCCCAGCGCGCCGCGGUAGCUUCUACCAACGCGCGUCUACAAUCAAGCCGCGACCUGCAUCAAAGAUGAACGCAAAGCCACGCUCGCAGAUAGGAAGGAUCGGCCAUGCGCCGGCACGAACCCGGACCGCUGCAUCUAUCACUCCAGCUGAGAACGAUCAACAAGCAACAAGACAGGGCACGAGUAGUAUCGUGCGUCCUUCACCGAGUAAACUACCGUCGUUCCAAGGUGACACGGAGACUCGUCGUAGCUUACUUCCCCAACCUGGUCAACAUAGAUACAAUACUCGGUCGAGUAUACUCCCAGAAGUGUCUGAUCAAGAUGUUGGCUCUGAAGAUACGGGAGACAACUUACAUGAGGCGCAAGAUCAACCCGAAGCUGCAUCAACAACACAAGAAAUCCAGGCCCCUAUUGCAGUACCGGGACGUCUUCGACCCCGAUCAAUGUAUCAAACUGGCACUCCAUCAUCUCAGCGCACCGAAAAUACGGAAAAAACGAGUGCUGCUCGUUCUAUGCGACCCCCAACUUCAAUAAGCAAGCUUGUGGGGCCACAGGCAGGACUGAGCCGAUCGCAAUCUUUGCGAAAACCAGCUGCUACAUCACGACCAGCUCAUCCAUCAGGUCUUUCCGGUCAUUCUCGGACGCAAUCGACGAGUACCAUAUCAGCUCCACGACAAAAUGUUGCUAGGUCAAACACAGUUUCCGAACGACCAAAGUCGCUACAGAUAGCACCAAGUCGUACCACCAAGACCAACAGCACAACCUCAGAUGCGCUCCCUGGUGCCACCAGGACAUCAAUACGUAGCGCCGGUAUUAGUCGCACUGCCAGUACUCGGACCAAACCAGCAACAUCAAGUAGUCUACCAAGUAGCGGUCCUACACCUAGGGCGGAAGAGCCUCUUGCAACACAGUCGAGACGUAAAGAAGCUGGACCAGAAGAGCCGAAGAAGACUAAUCGACCAGCUUUCAGCACGCUUCAACAGCACUUUACACCGCGAAAGGUAGGGAAGGCCCCAACUGCCACUUUUAUCAACCCUGCGCCCCAAGCGCCAUCGUACUCGCUUUCACCAGAGACAGUCAGUCUUCAAUCAGAGCUAUUCCAACUUCAUCUCCUGCAUGAAUCGUCGGUGCAGGUGUGCAGACACUGGGAGAUCAGCGCGAAGCGUAGCUUGCACACAAAAUUUGAAGAGGUGGCUAGCUUAUAUGGAGUCAUGUUAGAGAAUGAACGUGCAGCACAGGAGCAGAAGAAUCUUCAGUCUUUGUUAGAGUGGAGUGCUGGCGGCUCAUCGCUAGGAAUCGUUGAGCACAUACAGAUUCUCUCGGAGCCUCUUCACGAACUGCCGUCAUUGGUCGAAUCCGGUGGUCGACUGCAACGUCUAGUGGGUGAAUUUGAACACUGGCUUCUUUGGGUCCAGGAUGUUCGGUCCGCUCGACAAGACCAUGGUAGAGCCAAGCCGGCGUUUGGUACGAUUGAAGGUCUUGGGGAUGCGUGGAAAGCCGAAAACGCUACGCUAUCUCGAAAAUUGACUGCCCUCGCCCGUGACCUGAACAGACUAGCUUCACCAACACCCGGAUCAAGCAUAGCAUGCAUGAUCGAAGCAUGCACAUCAAUCCUACACGGGGUCUUGGAUGAGUUGCAAAUAAUGCAAAAAAUUGAGACCGAAGUGGUGUCAAGGGAGAAAGAUUGGGUCGAGGAUCGGCUUCGAGUGAUUGCGCAGGAUGUCGAGACACAGUGGGUGGAUGUUGAUGAACAGAAUGCUGCUUGGCGGAUGUGA